This is a messenger RNA of Bacillus rossius redtenbacheri, 1305 nucleotides long. RefSeq lists its product as uncharacterized. The record is from RefSeq and is a predicted model, not a curated record. Bases 1 to 1143 code for a protein of 380 amino acids. NCBI's taxonomy places the organism in Eukaryota, Metazoa, Arthropoda, Insecta, Phasmatodea, Bacillidae. The transcript has 7 exons.
AUGUCGUGGAGAUCCCUGACCCUGUGGUGGGUGCCGCCGGCGUCCAGUUUCAGGGAGCAGUUCAUCGAGGUGAGGAGGAACGACAGGAUCAUGUUCCAGCACAACUGCAGCUCGCCGCUGCUCUUCUACUUCUUCACGCUCGCCGUGGAGGACGGCUACGUGGACUGGUCGGCCAACUGCGACCCCCCAGAUGUGGACUUGCCUGCGAGGAACGGCGGCUGGUCACAGUGGAGCCCCUGGUCCUGCAGUGUCAGCUGCGGGGGAGGGGUGGGCAGGCAGACCCGCACCUGUUCCAACCCUCGCCCCAACGUGCAUGGCAGGCCGUGCUCUGGGGUCGACUCACACACCGGCCCCUGCAACACCUUUCCUUGCGGUGACAUCUCCUCCGACACGGAGGAGCUGCUGCGACACCGGCUGCGGACGAGGCACUACAGCCAGGAGGUGUGGGAGGGCGAUGCUGUAGUGCUGCCCUGCGACCCGGAGGGACUGGCCGCUGCUCGCAGGGAGGCACCACGUGCUCGAGUCAACUGGACCAAGGGUGCCGACUACCUGCAGUCCUCAGCCCGCGUGCGAGUGUCCAGCCGCGCCGUGGAGGUGCGCAGCGCUGAACCGCGGGACUCGGGGGUAUACGUGUGCCUGCUGCACCGCCCCACUGGCGUGCUCACGACACUGCGGGUCCACGGGCUGGCGGUACAGCCCCGCUCCAGCACAGCUGGAGCCCGCCAGACCCGCCUGCUCGUGCUGCGGUGUGGCGGCGAGGCGCUGGGGGCCGUGUACAGUGACCUGGAGCGGCGCUGGCUGCACGAGGGAGUGGUGUGGCGCGACCGCCGCGUGGCCGCCCUGCAGGCCGUUGAUGAACUGGUGAUACAGAGACUAAACAGCAGCCAUGCAGGUGAGUGGAAGUGCAUCAUGCUGCAGGAAGACCUGGGGUUUGUCUGGACCACAAGCUGGCACAGGGUGAGAGUCGACCCGGCGCCCACACUCCUGACCUAUCUGAUGGAGGACCCUCUAACGAGCCCACUGUUUGGACACCUGAGAUCAGAGACUGCGGUGCUGGUGUUCCUGAUUGUGUUUACCCUACUAGUGGUGAUCAUGGUGGCAGCACUAGUGUUCCUCUAUCUCAGGUAUGGAACUCUCCCAUGAUUUUACUGCAUUGUGUUUGCUGUCCAUGAUUCGGCCAGGAGGCUCCUUUCCAAGAAAACCAAGGGCAACAUAGUCCACCAUCAAGGAAUGCAUGUUAUUCUAAUUAUUUUUUUGGGAAUUUACACUGUAAAACAUCAUCAAUAAAAACCAAUCAAAAUAAAA